AUGGUCAAUAAGAUCCUCGCCACCUUCUUUGCGGCAGACGGACUUUUCGUCCUUGGAGGAGCCCUUAUUCUCGCUGUUGGGCUCAUCAGCAAAUCCCAACUGGACGCGGAACCGACACUGGAUAAUAUCGCGCAUAUCUUGCUGUUGUCCCACUGCCCUAUAACCGCCGCAAUCGUGAACGCCGUUUUCGUCUUUUUCACAUUCAUCUUGUCGCUGCCGGCAAUAAUACUGGGGACAGACCGACUGUGGUUCAAAAUCCAUGGCUGGUUCGUCGUCUUGUGUGGCAUCUUCACUCUCUGUUUGGGCUUAAGUAUCUGGUUCGAAACGCUGAAGACCAGGUCGAAAUUGGGAAUUAUGUGGGGGACACAGACUCCACGAGUGCAGAGUUUGUUACAGCAACGAUUUGACUGUUGUGGAUAUCUAAACAGCACCUCUCCGCCAUUCCAGGUCGAUCAAACAUGUCCGACUCCACUCGUCGCUGCACAGAAAGCGGGCUGCGUCGGACCCUUCUCCGAUUACGCAAAUCACUUUCUUGAUGUUAUUUUCACGGCUGACUUUGGCGUUGUUGCCAUCGAUGCCCUCCUUCUUCUCUGCAUUGCAAUUGUCCUCAAGGACCGCAAGGAGCGCGAUCGGUAUCGCCUGAUAGAUUCAAAGAGUGGAUUCGAUACUAUAUAA
Molecule: messenger RNA, 675 nt
Organism: Paracoccidioides brasiliensis Pb18
Exons: 4
Coding region: 1-675 (224 amino acids)
Source: RefSeq, a predicted model, not a curated record